Messenger RNA from Amoebophrya sp. A25, 468 nucleotides. Lineage: Eukaryota; Dinophyceae; Syndiniales; Amoebophryaceae. The record is from the annotation of a GenBank genome assembly.
AGACUCAAGACCGGCAAGGCAGCAGGCAGGGACCAACUAAAGAAGGAGCGCUACGAGCUGCUAAGUGCGCACAGAAAGAGUCUAGUGAGGGAAAAGGUGCGCAAAUACUGGCGAGAGGGGGCCCUAGACGAAGGCGAAGUAGACUCACUAAUAGUGGUGCUACCAAAACCAGGAAAGGACCACAGCAGCACUGCAGGCUGGAGGCCUAUAGCCCUUCUAAAUUUCUUCGCAAGGAUCUUCGCAUCCGCACUAUGCCUCAGACUUGUUGGCCCAAUAGACCAGGCACUCUCAGAAGCACAGGCAGGAUACCGACCCUACCGAAGGGCAAUAGACAACACCCUGGCGCUAAAGUUAGCGAUCCAGGCACGGGCAGCAGUGGGGCGCGCCGCGUCUGUCUGUUUUGUGGACCUGACGCAGGCCUUCGACACGGUGCCACGAAAGCUGGUGGCCAGAGCCUUCGAGGCAUAC